Messenger RNA from Trematomus bernacchii (emerald rockcod), 1149 nucleotides. Its product is annotated as gap junction delta-4 protein-like. Bases 1 to 1149 code for a protein of 382 amino acids. Lineage: Eukaryota; Metazoa; Chordata; Actinopteri; Perciformes; Nototheniidae. The record is from RefSeq and is a predicted model, not a curated record. Gene Ontology annotation, cellular component: connexin complex. The transcript has 2 exons. Gene Ontology annotation, biological process: cell communication.
AUGAUGAUGGGAGCCAGAGAUCUACUCUUCAUCACCAUCAGUCAAAAUGUCUCUUUUAUGGGAAAGACCUGGUGGAUGCUGAUGCUGGUUUUACGUCUUCCAGUCGUCCUUCUGGCCGGGUUCACGCUCUUCAGUGACGAACAGGAGACAUUUGUCUGCAACACCAUCCAGCCGGGCUGCUCCAACGUGUGUUUCGAUGCGUUUGCUCCGGUGUCCAUCUUCCGUCUGUGGUUCUUCCACCUCAUGUUCCUCUGUCUUCCUCAUGUGCUUUUUGCAACCUACGUCAUGCAUAAAGUUUGGUCAAAUCCCCAUUUUGGAGGUUUCUACUGCGACAGGAAGAGGGGAGGUUCACCUUUUACUCUUGAGAACUCCUCGAGAGAAGUGUCCUUGCACAAAGCUCCACUUCACGACCUGCCACAUGAUUUGGGAGCGCCGCGCUUCUACUGCACCUACUUCCUGGUUGUUAUUCUACGGAUCGUUCUAGAAAUGGUUUUCGGUGCAUGCCAGUUUCUUCUCUUCGGUUUGUCCGUUCCUAAGAGCUUCCUGUGUUACGAGACUCCCUGCAACUCUGGGGUCGAGUGCUACAUCUCCAAACCUACGGAGAAGACUUUAAUGCUGAACUUCAUGCUGGGUGUUGCCUCCUUGUCCAUUCUGCUAAGUUUGGUUGAUCUGGUGAGCUCCAUGAAGGCCAUGAUGAGAUGGAGAAGGCACAGGGAGAUGAUGAUGGACGAGAUGAGUAAAGGAGAGCAAAGCAGUGUGUUCACAACAACAACUACAACUGAAGACAGCGAUGUUGUUAUAACCAGGAAAAUCAGUCGCUGUGAAAGCUCAAAGAACGGUUUUAAAGAUGAAAGACAUGCAGUGCCAAACGGCGAACCUCUUCACAAAAAGGUGAAUAAUGGAACCGCUAAUGACAAGAGUCCAGAGAACAAAGAGGGUCAGAUUGAGACGAGCCCUCCAAUAUCAACUCACUAUGUCCUCCACAGCCAACUGAGACCUCCACAGUCCCCUCGUCCUGAGAGAGGACCACCAACAAACUCCAGGAUGCAAACACCUGUGGCCGUCAGAAAGCAGGUCACUCCAGUUAAGGAAAACUCAGGACAACAGUCUGAUAGCAGCGACAAUCAGGACAAGAGGGCAUGGGUGUAA